AUGGGAAGAAUCACAGGACUUGUUGGGAACCAGUUUAAUCUGGGCUUUGCUAACGUCAGUGAUGUGCCCUGGGCAUACUGCCUCAUGGGAGGAAUAAGAAGGAAGGCCCCUCACAUUAGGGAGGAGCAGGAUUUUGCUGAGGCCCUGGUGUACCAGCGGCGGGAGGAGGUGGCUCUCCUGGCUCUCCUAAAUGGAAAGGCAGACACAGAGGCGGAAGCUUGGGCCAAGCUGCAGAAGAUAACCCUGACGUCCCCAUGGGCUGGAGAGCGCUCCCUGAAAGAUAUUGAGAACACCUGGCACAAGUGGGAGUCCAAGGACAAGCAGGUGAGCAAAAUUCUGGGAGCGGCGUACAAGCCCAAGGAGCGGUUGCGGAGUCCCGGGCUCCUGUCCACCAGUGUGCAGUACGGCCUGAUGAAGCACCAGAUCUCACCUCAGAUCUACCAAAACCUGUACUUCAAUGAACUGGCACCCACCCACCAGCCUGACUUCAUGAUGCCUAAGGUCAUAGACCAGCAUGGCCGGCUGAUCCGCCUGGUGACCCACAAUGUCUCGAAGGACCUGCAUCCUAGCAAGGAGACGGCCAGCAUGCACACUAACAUCUCCUCCUUCUCUUCCUUGUUCUCAUCAGUCUCAGGCUCUGGGUUCCUGACCAGCAGGUUCACCCCUCCGGGGCUCCAGUCCUCCUCUGCCUCGCAGCGGCCCUAGUCAGCCUCCAUGGCCCAGUCGGCUCACUCAGUCCUGUCCCAGGCAUCCAGGCACACCCUGCAGAGAGUGGCAAUGCCCACGCUGGUCGCCUCCUCCCUGAAGCAGGUCUCCCAGCCUCUGAAGGACGCCCCUCUGUGCUCUGUGAAGAAGGGCUUUCACGUCAGGUGCUGAGUAGCUCAGCCUUGUCUGCUGUCCUCUGGCAGGACAACC
This is a messenger RNA of Myotis davidii, 915 nucleotides long. RefSeq lists its product as uncharacterized. The record is from RefSeq and is a predicted model, not a curated record. The coding region runs from base 1 to 705 and encodes 234 amino acids. Lineage: Eukaryota; Metazoa; Chordata; Mammalia; Chiroptera; Vespertilionidae. The transcript is spliced from 4 exons.